CACACACACACACACACAAUGCAGGAGGAGCUCUGCAGAUUAGACAGCAUCUAUAAGAAAGAAUAAACAGUCAAUGUUUCAGGCUGAGACCCUUCUUCAAGACUGGAAAGGAAGGGAGAAGAUGCCAGAAUAAAAUGGUGGGGGGAGAAGGAGGAGGCUAGCUGGAAGGUGAUAGGUGAAGUCAGGUGAGUGGGAAAGGUCCAGGGCUGGGGAAGAAGGAGAUUGAUAGAAGAGGAGAGUGGACAGUAAGAGAAAGAGAAGGAGGAGGGGACAUGGGGAGGUGAUAGAGAUGGGGGGUGGAAUUUUGUUUACUCGAAGCAGAAAUGGGUACCCUACAACCUGAUAUCAUGAAUAUCAAUUUCUCCUCACUUGCCUAUUACUUCUCCCUGGGUCCCCUCUCCUCCUAUUGUCCACUUCCUCUCUUUCUUCUCCAACCCUUGACAUUUCCCACCCACCUGAAGAAGGGUCUCGGUCUGAAAAGUCAACUGUUAUUCAUUUCCAUAGAUGUCUAAUUUUACAACCUUCAACAACUUCAGCAGUAGCACCCCAAACCAGACAGUGAGGCAAUCAAUCAGAAUGUCUCAAGGUACAUCUGAAGAGGUUUUUGAAUCUUAAACGGAUUUUUCUGAUUGCAAUUGCAAUUGCUCACCAACCAACCAAUAACACCUGCAAAAAUACAAUAGUGGUCCCUAAUCCAUAAAUGGAUUUAUAACCAAUCUGUAUCGUGGACCCUUAUAGCAGAACUAACUACUGUAGAUGCACACUUGUGACAGAGAGAAAAUCAUUAGUGAAGCAGCUGAAAAUGGUUAAGCUGAGAAUGCAGUUAGAGGAGUACUUAAAACAGUCAGUUCCAUCAUGGGUACUAGCCUCCAUAUUAUCCAAGACAUCUUCAAGGAGCAGUGCUUCUGGAAGGCGAGGUUCAACAUUAAGGACCCCCACCACCCAGGACAUGCCGCUUUCCAUUGUUACUGUCAGGAAGGAGAUGAUGAGGCUGCGUUACUGGGUGAAAUCCUGCCUCCUUCAUCCUGGGCACACAAUUCAACCUCUUCUGCUCCUUCGCCAUCAGCAAGGUCAAAGGCAAAUGACUCGACUCCUCGUAACAGUGAGCUCAUGUCCAUAAUGACGAAGCGGCUAACCAAGAUGGAACAACGGGUCCGAAGUCAAGCACAGGAGAUCAACAGGAAGAAUCAGCAAAUAGCUGUGUUGGAAGAAAAGUUGAGUGCACUUCAAUUAUCUAACAAAACAACUGAUGAGUCCAAAAGACAACUGGAGGUAGAAAAAUACCUACAGCUACAGAAUCAAGUGUGGGAAAUGGAAAAGUUUCUGAAUGAUUACGGUAUGAUCUGGGUCGGUACCAAGAAGGAAGCGACCAGCAAUGUGCACCUAAAGGAAAAACUGGAACCUCCAGAGAACCCUGAUGCCAGCGGGCAAGUUUUGUACCCAGGUGAUGCCACUAUAGAUUCUUUUCAAAUGGACUUCGAUUUGGUUCUACAAAAUCUCAAAGAUCUCAAUAUUCUGGCUGGUGAAGGGGAAGCUGCUGUCGAGCAUGUCACAGGAGGAGCUCGGCUAAAGAGACCAGAUCCCAUCCCCCUCACUCUCUUCAGAAAUGGGAUUGUGUUGUUUAAUGGACCAUUCCGAUCAUUCAGUCAGCCUUUGACACAGCAAUGUAUGCAGGACAUCAUGGAUGGAUAUUUCCCUUCUGAACUGCAGAGCAGAUAUCCAAAUGGAGUUCCAAUUAAGGUGACUGAUAGACGGGAUGAGAUCUACAGGGACAGGCGAAGAUACGUGGAGUUUCCUGGUGUAGGACAGAAAGUAGAUGGACAUCAUGAUCACAAAAGCUCCAAUCAGCAGGAUUUUGAAUUUUUAACAGAGACAAGUGAAGUUUCAGGCCAGAAGCAAUCUGUAGAGCGGUUUCUGAACAGACUACCCAAAACCGUUGUCCGGGCCGGGAGGGUGUUUGACAUCCAGGAAGAGAUCAGAGCUCUGCUGCAGGUUCCUCCCAAAGCAGCAGAUGAGUGCGUGAUGCUAAUUGAAACUCCCUGUCUCCAGGUGCUGAAGGAAAGGCUGGAGUUCAGGGAAGGAACCCUUCCAGCGUCGAGGAAUGUCUCCACUCUCAGGAUCAGGUCAGAGAAUGGAGAGAAGACGUAUAUCAUUAAAAUGUUUUUCUCUGAGACAAUUGGAGACCUUCGUGCUCACCUAGACCAGAGCAGCAGUCUGAGGAAUCCACCUACUUCAAGCAGGCUUCAAUUAUACCGGUGCCUAAGAAGAACAUGGAUUCAUGAAUAUUGCUCUUCAUUUCUGCUCCUUAUCGAUUGAGUAGCAGUUCCUCAGGAUAGCACUAAAUCAGCAUUGCCAAGAAAUCCUAACCAGGAGAGAUGAUAUUUUAACAAAGUUGAGAUGCAACGUGACUCAUGAAAGAAAGGCGACGGACACAAUCUAAGCACAAGUAGCAAUUCCACUUUUCUAUGGUAAACCUAUGUAGCUGACGUUUACAUUGGUAUAGAUAUUGAAUGAAUUAAGGUACAACACAGAAAUGGAUAAUUUGACGCAGAUGGUCCUUCCAGGCUAUCACAUGGGCCUACUCACACACUUUCCUCCUACCUCAUACUCAGCAAGACUCUUCCUAACUUCCUCUAAUCUGUAAGUUUGAUAUUCAUACCACUCAACACGUAACUCAAUUUCAUUCAAAUUUCCUGUUUAACGUUCAUUACCACACAUAAAUGUUCUGUAAUUCUCCCCACAAGAAAUCACUACCCAGAUUAUUAGGGGUUGGAGGGGAAUGAGAUGGGAAGCAAGGAAAUGGCGGAUGAACUGAUUAAGUAUUUUGCAUCAGUCUUCACUGCCGAAGACACUAGUAGUAUGCCGGAAGUACAAGAAUGUCAAGGGGCAGAAGUGAGUGCAGUUGUUAUUACAAGGGAAAUGGUGCUUGGGAAACUAAAAGGUCUUAAGGUAGAUAAGUCACCUGAACCUGAUGUACUACACCCCAGGGUUCUAAAAUAGUUAGCUGAAGAGAUUGUGGAGGAAUCAGUAAUGAUCUUUCAAUAAUCAAUAGAGUCUGGCAUGGCUCCAGAGGACUGGAAAACUGCAAAUGUCGCUCCACUAUUCAUGAAGGGAGGGAGGUAGAAUAAAAGAAAUUACAGGUGGGUUAGCCUGACCUCAGUGGUUGGAAGAUGUUGAAGUAGAUUGUUAAGGAUAUGGUUUUUGGUACUUGGAAGCACCUGACAAAAUAAGCCAAAAUCCCAUGGUUUCCUUAAAGGAAAAUCUUGCCUGACAAAACUGUUGGAAUUCUUUGAAGUAACAAAUAAUGAUAAAGGAUAAUCGGUGGAUGUUGUGUACUUGGAUCCUUAGAAGAUGUCACACAUGGGGCUACUAAACAAGACCUAGGGUAUUAUGGGAAAAUACGAGCAUGAAUACUAGGAUUGGCUGAUUGGCAGGAAGCAAAAAGUAGGAAUAGAGGGAUCCUUUUCUGAUCUGGUUGCCAGUGACUAGUGAUGUUCCACAGGGGUCUGCAUUGGGAUUGAUUCUUUUUAUGUUGUAUGUCAAUGAUUUGGAUGAUGAAAUUGACGGCUUGGUGAGCAAGCUUAGGGAUAAUACGAAGAUAGGUGGAGGGGCAUGUAGUGUUAAAAAAGCAGAGAGGCUGCAGGUCUUAGAUGAGGAGAAUGGGCAAAAAGGUGCCAGAUGGAAUAGUGUCCAGAAGUGUCAUGCACUUUGAUAGAAGGAAUAAUUAUUUUCUAAACAGGGAGAAAAUUUAAAAAUUUGAGGUGUAAAGGGAUUUGGGAGUCCUCGCACAGGAUUCCCUAAAGGAUAAUUUGCAGCAAUUGAUGACUUUGGUCCUGUAUUUGCUGAAAUUUAGAAGAAUUGGGGUGGAAUCUAACUGAAAACUAUCAAAUGUCGAAGAGUGGAUGUAAAAAGGAUACUUCCUUUGAUGGGGGAGUCUAGUACCAGCGGGAACAACCUCAAAAUAGAAGGACAUAAUUUACAACAGAGAUGAAGAGGAAUUUCUUAGCCAGAGGCAGGCAAAUCUGCAGAAUUCAUUACCACAGGUGGCUAUGGAAGCCAGCCAUGAUACAAAGGUGGAGCAAAUUUGAUUGGCCAAAUGGCCUAAUUCUGCUCCUAUGUCUUAUGGCAUCUAUACUAAGUGGACAAUUACAUAAUGUUAAUAUUUUAGCUGUCUUUUAAAAAAGGAACCCUGACCUUUACAACCCUUUCUUGUGUCUUAACUUCAUGUCUCUACUUACGUUUUGUAUAUUUGGCAGAUUCAACCCUCAUGUAAUGUAACUAGAGAUUUCAGUAUGUUUUCGAAAGCUGAGAUACAUUGGAACUAAAAUGGCAGGUCACGAUCACCAUUGUGCAUACUGACUCGCACAAGAUCCCAGCCAUACAGCAAAUUCUCAUGCUUCCAUGGUCUUACCUGUAUCACAGGAGCCUUCUGCUCCCAUUCAAAUCUUACGCUCAUCGAUUUCCAUUGUCGCAUCACCAGCACAACCUUUCCUUUAGCAGUUUGGAGUCUCUAGCUCUCGAAUUCCUUCACUAUAUUUUUCUGCUACUCCUGCACCAUCCCCUCUUCCCAUACACACAAAGUUCUCGUUUAAAACUUAACUGUUUGAUCAAGAUUUUUUAAAAAAAUCAUUCAUCUAAAUAUUUCCUUAAGCGAUUUGUUAUCAAGUCUUGUUUUACACUGCAUUAAUGAGCCACGAUUUUUAAAAGACAUAUUAAAGGCAUGCACAGUAAAACUGCAAAUAUAGAUAUAAAUUAGAGCUGAAUGUGCACAACUUAAUAUUUUCAAAGAUUGCUUUUAAACAGAUGAAAACUAAAUAUUUUAAGUAGGCAUAACCGCACUCAUGAUGACUAUCACACUCACCGUUGAUAAGACUGGGUCUACAAAAUACAUCUUGAAACAAAGGCUUUGCCAAACCUGGAUUAAUGUCAAUUUCCUUCUCAAUUUACUUAUUAAACAGGAGUCCUUUUAACUGGACCGUGGAACAGUUUACAAAAUUUACUUUAAAAAAAAACCUGAGCAUCAAACCUGAAAUCCAAAUAAAGCGCAUUAAUAAACCUGAUUAGUUCAAAUUUACUCAUCUUUCCAGGGAAUUUGCAUUUCAUUUGCAGGUUUAGUCGACGUGUUAUAUUUGUAACAGAACAACCCUCAGUCUAAUCCUCGCGAUACAUUUGUUGCACCAAUUUUGUUUUCUUUCUGAGACGAGGGGAGAUGGAGCAACGUCAAAGAUUUUUUUUAAAAAGGCAAAGGAAGAACAAGUCAUAUAUAAGUGCUGCAGACGGAGUUACAAUGGUGGAACGGGAGACGGGAAGAAUCGGAUGUCAAGAGAACAGAUGGUGUCUAUAUGAAUGGAAGAGAUUGGUGGGGUGGGGCGGCGUGGGGGCAAAACUCGCAGCUCAAUUACAGUAAAGGGAUUUCGAAAAUUCUUUUGGUAAAUGAGAGUGGCGACUGCUUUAAUCAAACCAGACUACACAAUAACUAAAGUGGUGCGGGAUCUUGCUCGGUUACGGAAACCCGUUGCCCGGGGUUCCUUGGCCACUUUCUGCAGAUCCUUCACCGGGUGUGUCACUUUCUCCAUCCUCACCGUUCCUCCUAACAAUAGUCAUUUCAGCAUCUUUACACCGCCAUUGCUUCUUUCCAUUCCUUCCUUCUCCGCUCCCCAUUCUGCUGCA
Hypanus sabinus (Atlantic stingray) is the source of this 5670-nucleotide messenger RNA. RefSeq names its product UBX domain protein 11 (gene ubxn11). Lineage: Eukaryota; Metazoa; Chordata; Chondrichthyes; Myliobatiformes; Dasyatidae. Bases 856 to 2316 code for a protein of 486 amino acids. The record is from RefSeq and is a predicted model, not a curated record. The transcript is spliced from 14 exons. Gene Ontology annotation, molecular function: ubiquitin binding. Gene Ontology annotation, biological process: proteasome-mediated ubiquitin-dependent protein catabolic process.